GUGGGGGUUGAGAAGUUGCAAAUGAUUAUUUAGCAUCUUCACAUGUAGUGUACCUCUUCCUCCUCUCUUCUUAUAAGACUCCCAUUUUCAAUUCCCAUCUACCCAAUAAGCUCACAUUUCCAUCCACCUCUCUGUCUCUCUCUCUCUCUCCUCUCUCUCUCUCUCUCUACAUUUUAUAAUGGAGCUUCUUGCUUUAGUCUGUGUUUUUUCAGCCUUGUACUUCAUUUUUAUUAUGUGGAAGCUUUUUGAUAAGAGGAGAGACCAAGAGUGCUACAUUUUGGACUACCAUUGCUACAAGCCCACAGAUGACAGAAAGCUAGACACUGAGUUCUCAGGUGAGAUUAUCAAGAGGACCAAGAAUCUUGGUCUUUUGGAAUACCAGUUCCUCCUCAAGGCAAUUGUAAGCUCAGGGAUUGGUGAGCAAACUUAUGCUCCAAGAAUAAUGUUUUCAGGCAGGGAAUCAUGUCCCACAUUGGACGACAGCAUCUCUGAGAUGGAGGAGUUCUUCCAUGAUAGCAUCAAGAAACUCCUUGACAGAUCAGGGAUUUCACCUUCAGAAAUUGAUGUGCUUGUUGUGAAUGUCUCCAUGUUUGCAUCUGUUCCAUCUUUGUCCUCCAGGAUUAUAAACCACUACAAGAUGAGGGAGAACAUAAAGGUCUUUAACCUCAGUGGGAUGGGCUGCUCAGCAUCCCUAAUCUCAGUUGACAUAGUGAAAAACAUUUUCAAGUCACACAGAAAUGUUUAUGCACUUGUGGUCACUUCUGAGUCCUUGAGCCCCAAUUGGUAUUCAGGCAAUGCCAGAUCCAUGAUUCUGGCAAACUGUUUGUUCAGGUCCGGCGGUUGCGCGAUCCUUCUGACGAACAAACGGGCCUUAAAACACCGAGCCAUGUUCAAAUUGAAAUGCUUGGUGAGAACCCAUCACGGCGGGAGAGACGAUUCCUACGGGUGCUGCAUCCAACAAGAAGAUACACAAGGGUAUCUAGGGUUUCACCUAGACAAAUACUUACCCAAGGCGGCCACACGAGCUUUUGUGGACAACCUAAGGGUAAUAUCCCCCAAGAUUUUACCCAUCAGGGAGCUAAUGAGGUUUUUGCUUGUAACCCUGGUGAAAAAAAAGACCUCCUCACAACAAUCCACCAAGGGAGGGGCUAUUUCUAGCCCAUCACCAAAACCUGUGAUCAAUUUCAAAACUGGGGUGGAUCAUUUUUGCAUCCACACCGGUGGGAAGGCGGUGAUCGACGGCAUAGGAUUAAAUCUUGGUCUCAGCGAGUAUGAUCUGGAACCUGCAAGGAUGACACUCCACAGAUUUGGGAACACAUCAGCAAGCAGCCUCUGGUAUGUGUUGGGAUACAUGGAGGCAAAGAAGAGGUUGAAGAAAGGGGAUACUGUUUUGAUGAUAAGCUUUGGAGCCGGGUUUAAAUGCAACAGUUGCUUGUUGGAGGUGGUAAGGGAUUUGGGGGAUGAAAAUGUUUGGAAGGAGGACAUUGCUACGUACCCACCAAAGACGCUCACAAACCCUUUCUUGGAGAAGUUUGGUUGGAUUCGUCAUGAGGAUCCAAGCACAUUCAACGUGGAUAAUUAUUUGAACCUUUAAACUAAAGGUGAUAUCAAUCUCUCUAAUUGUUUUUAAUUACUUCUGAAAAGUAUAACUUUUUUGGGGGUUUUACUCUUUAAUUUCUUUGUUUUUGUUGUAUUUUGAUUUUUUUUUUCUUUUCUGUAUACUAUAAAGUUCUUAUUAUUGAAUCCCUCUGCGGAUUUCAUGACUAAUAAAAUAUGCUGCUGCUUUGAAAUUUAAA
Molecule: messenger RNA, 1796 nt
Organism: Malus domestica (apple)
Lineage: Eukaryota; Viridiplantae; Streptophyta; Magnoliopsida; Rosales; Rosaceae
Product: 3-ketoacyl-CoA synthase 12-like
Biological process (GO): fatty acid biosynthetic process
Cellular component (GO): membrane
Molecular function (GO): acyltransferase activity, transferring groups other than amino-acyl groups
Source: RefSeq, a predicted model, not a curated record